AUGGGAUUCUUAUUGUCGACACAGAUAAUUUUGCCGCACGCAACCUCAAACUGGCUGGAUAUAAUAGUAAUCCCCCUCGAAGACAGUUCGUUGACGCAGUUUCAGGUGUUCCCGGUCGAACUGACCCGUCUCACAAGAGAAGCGUUGAAAGACACCGGUCUUACUCAACGCGAGAUCGAUCGAUGCAAGAACUUCUACGCGCUUGGGAUGGUGUGUUGGAUGUAUAACCGCCCGAUGGACUAUGCGUUUCAAUGGCUCAAAGAAAAGUUCGCCGCAAAACCGCAAUACAUUGAAGCCAAUACCCUCGCCUUAAAAGCUGGAAAUAUUUAUUGCGAAGUUACGGAGCAGUUUGCGACCUCUUAUGAAAUCAAGCCCGCCAAAUUUGCACCGGGGAAAUAUCGUAAUAUCGAAGGGAAUAUGGCGACAGCGAUGGGGUUAGUUGCCGCAUCUCAAAAAUCUGGAUUACAGUUGGUUUACGGUAGCUAUCCUAUUACGCCCGCAAGCACCAUUCUCCAUGAAUUGGCAAGAUAUAGGAACUUCGGAGUCAAAACGAUGCAGAUGGAAGACGAGAUUGCAGCGGUGGGCGUUGCGAUUGGUGCAGCGUUUAGUGGAGCGUUAGGUGCUACUGGCAGUAGCGGUCCUGGCAUUGCUCUCAAAGCGGAAGCCAUCAACCUUGCCAUGAUUGCAGAGCUGCCAAUAGUUGUCUGCAAUAUUCAGAGAGCCGGACCCUCGACAGGAAUGCCGACAAAGACCGAACAGGCGGAUCUCCUGCAAAUGUUUUAUGGUCGAAAUGGUGAGUCGCCGCUCCCUGUGAUUGCCGCUUCGCGUCCAUCCGAUUGUUUUGAAACUGUUUAUGAAGCCUGCCGAAUUGCUAUCAAAUACAUGACACCGGUGAUUUUCAUGUCCGAUCUGUAUAUUGCCUCCGGGGCCGAACCUUGGCUCAUUCCGAAGGUAUCGGAUCUGCAGGCGAUUGAUGUCGGUUUUCCGACCGACACCAAUGGGUUUGAACCCUACCUGCGCGAGGAAACAACACUAGCACGUCCUUGGGCAAUACCGGGUACCCCCGGCCUAGAACAUCGCAUUGGUGGUCUGGAAAAAGCAGACAUCUCCGGAAAUGUCAGUUAUGACCCGGAAAACCAUGAACACAUGGUUCACCUUAGAGCAGAAAAGGUCGCGCGCAUCGCAAAUGACAUCCCAGCCACAGAAGUAUUUGGUGAACCAAGUGGUGAGCUUCUUACGCUGAGUUGGGGUGGAACCUACGGUGCGGUUAGGACAGCCGUUGAACAUAAACAAGCAGAAAGCAAAUCGGUCUCGCAUGUACACCUACGAUAUCUCAACCCCCUUCCAAAAGAGCUCGGUGACAUUAUGAAAAAUUUCAAAAAGACCUCCAUCGCAAUACCGGGUGCUGUUCCGACGCUGACUAAGAAAGAUUUUACCUCUGAUCAGGAUGUUCGCUGGUGCCCAGGGUGUGGGGAUUACUCAAUUCUUGCGCAAACCCAACGGAUUUUGCCGGACCUAGGCAUCCCCAAGGAAGAUUUCGUUUUUAUCUCCGGGAUUGGCUGCUCAAGCCGUUUCCCAUAUUAUAUGAAUACUUACGGCUUCCAUACCAUUCAUGGUCGUGCACCAACCAUUGCGUCAGGCGUAAAAGCCGCUAACCCCGACCUAUCAGUUUGGGUGAUCACCGGUGAUGGCGAUGCGUUGUCAAUCGGAGGCAACCACUUCAUUCACUUGAUGCGCCGUAAUCUUGACAUUAAUGUGUUGCUCUUCAACAACCGUAUCUAUGGACUGACGAAAGGACAAUAUUCCCCGACUUCCGAGCAAGGCAAAAAAACUUACUCAACGCCGAUGGGCUCGAUCGACAAUCCCUUCAAUCCGAUCAGUUUGGCACUUGCUUCUGGAGCGACCUUUGUUGCCCGUUCUCUUGAUAGGGACCCCGAGCAUCUGCGAAAUGUCAUCAAGGCAGCUUUUGAACACAAAGGCACUUCGUUCGUCGAGAUCUACCAGAACUGUAACGUAUACAAUGACGGCACAUUCUUUACGUAUACCGAAAAGGAAACGAAAGCUGAGAAUACGGUGUUUUUAGAACAUGGUGAACCACUAGUCUUUGGGAAGGACAGUACCAAGGCUAUCUGCUUAAACGGGUUUAAACCGGAGGUUGUUUCCUUGACCGACGGUGCACACACCACCCAAGACCUGAUUACCCAUGAUCAGUUUGCCGAAGAUCGAACAUUGGCGUACUUCCUCAGCCGUAUGACUGAAGUUCCAGGCUUCCCCCAUCCAAUCGGUAUCUUUCGUAGCGUUGAGCACCCUUGUUACGAAAGUAUGCUGGCAGAACAGAUCAGCACUGCUAAAGAGCGGAUGGGCGAAGGCGAUCUAGAUGCCCUACUCAAUGAAGGCGAUACGUGGGUUAUUGAGUGA
Geodia barretti is the source of this 2418-nucleotide messenger RNA. Lineage: Eukaryota; Metazoa; Porifera; Demospongiae; Tetractinellida; Geodiidae. The record is from the annotation of a GenBank genome assembly.